Molecule: messenger RNA, 4995 nt
Organism: Catharus ustulatus (Swainson's thrush)
Lineage: Eukaryota; Metazoa; Chordata; Aves; Passeriformes; Turdidae
Gene: CEP44
Product: centrosomal protein 44
Exons: 10
Coding region: 1443-2513 (356 amino acids)
Cellular component (GO): centrosome; spindle pole
Source: RefSeq, a predicted model, not a curated record
GUCGCUCUGGGCGCGGGGUUUGUCCCCGCCGUGCGGGCCGGCUCCCGGCCCGGGGCUCUCCCUCUCCUCGGGGACGGCGAGCCCUGGGGAGGGCACGGUCUCCGGCUGUGGUGGGGGCGAGGAAAGGCGUGUGGGAAGCCGGCCCUGAUCCCACUCUUGCGACUUGGCCGCUGCGCGCUGGUUCCGGGACGACAGCCCGCCUUGCGUGUCUUGGCUGGGGCACGCUUUUUUUCCGCUGGUGCCCAGGGCAACCAGGCCAGGACACCCAGUCCCUUGUGCAGGUGGCCUCUGCGCGAAGGGUGGCGCAGCUGGCACGCCCGCCACGUCCCGAACUUGUCGGUUUUGCAUCUCUGCGUAAUGGUGCGAUCUCCCGCAGCUCCCCGCCCUAUGCAGCAGGAGAAUGUAGAUUCAGAAGAAAUCAAAAGUCUGGUUGCUGGGCAUUUCAAAGGCAUCCUUUACAGUGCUAACAUACCUGGUAACUUGCAGGGGGUAGUUUUGUAGGGUUUUUUGUUUUUGUUUUAUUGGGGAUUUUUUGUUGUUUAGUUUUUUACAUUGAUCCUUCGAAUAUCACAUGUAGUAUUGGGAGUUGUUCUUUGAACCGCUUGCUCAAAGUUCUAUAUUAUCGUAUCUUGAAACUUUGGUAUACACUCUAAGUUCUGUUAUGAAUUUCUACAGACAAAAGCUAUGUACUUCAUUUUACUGGGUUCACCUUCCCAAGAUUUGCUACCAGCUUGACUGUUACUUUUAUGAUCUCUGAAGCUAUCUUGUAGUGAUAGUAGUUACCAGUUUCUACAUCCAGAGGUCUGGUGUAAAAAGAAGGAAUGUUAAUACUUUUGGGAAACAGCCUGUAUGAUUAGACAAAACCCUGAGAGUGUCUUCUCUGAAUAUUUGCACUGCAAAAUAGAGCUUCAGUUUUAUGUCAGAUUCUUUGAGAUUUGUCUUAAUAUGUAGUUAAAUUCCCAAAAUCAGAGAAUGGAUCGCAUUGUAACAUAAUGCAGGAAAAAUAGCUGCCUCAAUUGCCAAAUAAUUCGUUAAAUUCUUCCAAACUUUUAACAGUAAGUAUUGUGUACUUCUGUUUAGUGCAACUGAUAACCCAGAACCUAAUGAUUAAAUUAAACGAACCUGAUGAUUAAGUAGGAAGAAAAUUAUUUCAACAAGGGCACGGGAGGAGCUUAAUCUUCAGGACUGCCGAUUAAACACCAUAGAAGCAUAAGAAGAAAAACACCCACAACAAACCCAACCCACUGUAAAUGCAAGCUGUAACUGCUUCUUGAGACCAUCGCGUCAUUUGUAGGCUGUGUGACUGUGCCUCUUCACUACUUGGAUUAGUAGACUUCAAAAUGCUUGUUUUGUAGCAAGAAGAGAAAUUUAGUGAAGAUCGUGGCAGACAUACUUUUUAAACAUUUAUUUCAUAAUCUGAAAGAAGAAUAGCAUUUGGAAUAAUGGCAACAGGAGACCUUAAUGGAAGUUUAAGAAAAAUAGAACAAGGACUUCGCUUGUUAAAUUAUCCAAGAGAUGUGGAUUAUACAGUGUUAGUAAAGGGUGAUCCAGCUGCAUUUUUGCCUAUCAUCAGCUAUUGUUUUACAUCUUUUUCAACUUGCAUAGCAGAGCUUUUGGUAAAGCGUGGUGUGGAACUAACAGCCAAGAGCGACUUGCGUUUUAUUGAAGCUGUUUAUAAGUUUCUUCGAGAUCAAUUUCAGUAUAAACCAAUUUUAACAAAAGAGCAGUUUCUUCAGUUUGGCUUUGCAGAAAGAAAAAUGCAAAUUGUUUGUGACAUUAUCAACUGUGUGGUGAAGAAACAUAAGGAGUUGAGUAACUCUAGUAAGGUUAAAUCCCAAAUGAGGAAAAAAAUCAGACCUGUUAAAUUUGAAGUAUGGUCAAAUUGUGGUAAAGGUCUUGCUGAUCCAAGUGGCAGUGCUCUGAAUUCCAAACAGAAGCCUCUAGUGGAACGGCACUCAGGAAAUGAAGUUAGAGGUGACCUUCAUCCAUUACCCCUUCCAGCACAGGGAGGGAAGGAAAAAGAAUUAUGCCUAGAUCAUGAUACUGUGGAAGUUAAAUGUGAACAAGUCAUAGAAGAAAAUUCACAAAUUGAGUUAUUAAAGAAUCAGCUUGCAGAUUUACAGGAAAAGCUUGAGAAGCUAGAUUGGAUGGAAGAUAAGCUGCAAGUUUUAGAAGAAAAACUGCAAGGAAAGGUGAUCAUAGAUGAGAAGGAUUGGAAUAACUUACUGAAUCGAGUUUUGCUUCUUGAAACAGAGCUGUUGUUACAAUCCCAAAAGAAAGAUUUACCUAAAGACUUCAGCAAUAUAAAUCAAGAAAGUACUUCUAGUACCAUGCCAGUAUCUCCUGGGAGCAGCAUAAAGGAAGCGAGGAAUGGCUGGAGUCAGAGAGGAAAUGCAUGGGAAUAUCUUAAACUGGCUAUGCUGUCUGAAGACAAGACAAUGAAUCAUUGGUCUUUUGAACACAUGCUCACCUGCUUUAGAGGAUCCAAAGCCACUAAUAAAAACACCCCAUAAUAUAUAACAGAUGCAGAAGUGAAUAUAAGUGGAAACAGUUGAAUAAGGGGAGCAGACCCAGAGCUGUCAUCAAGCUCUUCAUAGUCACUAGAUUUUUUUUCACCUGCUCAUGCAGUGUUUGCUCAAGACUUGUUGGCAGUGACUAUACAUUUCAUCUCUCACCAUUUUUUUACCCCUCGACCUCACAGGCUUUUUCUGAGAGUUUGUGAGUAUAAUAAAUUCAUCUUUAAAUCCUGCUGAAUGUGCUAAACAAUGUAAAGUGGUUGUCAUUAAAAAGACAAAUUUAUGUGCUGCCAAUAUUUAAACUGGGACCUCCUUCUAAAAUUUUUGCUUGGAGAUUUUCUGGAAUCCUUCCAGCUUUUGAGAAACUGGUGUGGUAGGGUGAAUGCCAGCUUGGUGAGGAGACCAUUGGAGGGCUAGAAGAUCUGAUUAUUUUUCUUUAUAAACAAAAUGCAUUUUGGGAAGAAAUACAGAAAUGCCAUUUGACAACAUUUUAUGCAGUACUUGGAGUGUGUGGCCUAGUCGCGGUAAAAAUACAAAACAUACCUGUUGAAAAUGCCACGGUUCUGAGUGUAAACUUUAGAGCAAAAGAAAAUUUAUCUUUCUUCAAAAAUGUUUUUGGAAGCAAUUGGUGUUUGUUGUUCUCUACCUGCAUGUGAAAGGUGUGUUCACAAAACUUUUUCUGGAUGUGUGAAGAAAGUUUGGGCAAGAUGGCUUUAAACAAGAUGCGGAAAAGCUUUGAUUUGGAUACAAAAUUAAGUACUCCAGAAACUGUAAUUUCAUGUGUCUUCCUUUCCUUCCAGGAGUGUUUUCAGAUUCUGUUAAACACACCAGGCUUUGUUGUUUAAUGUUCUUUGUGGAUACAAAAAAAGAAAGUAGAGGCUAUAGCAUGUUUAGAAUCUAAGAGCCGAUAUGUAAUAAUAGUCAGUUGUAUUUUGCAUUGUGAGUUUUAUCUCCAUUUGUUGGUUGUAAUAAUGUAGUUGGACAGUAAACUUAGGGAAGAUGGACCUUCUUGGUGGCACAUCAGUAUAAUUCUCGUGUUAAAUCAGAACGCUUAGAAGGGAGUUGUCAAUUUGGAUUCAUUUAAGUUCUGCUUACAUGUCCUACAAUACUUAGCAGUACAAUGUUGAGUGUGAAAUAAUCUAUAGACACAAAUAUUUUUUUAGAGGAUAUGUGAUCUGACUGUCUCUGUUGGCAGCACAGAGAACACAAUUCAGAGUACAGAGAAAAAUAAUUUUGAUCUCCUUCCCUUUUUCUGUCCUCUUUCCAUUACCCCACGUGAAAUAAAAUGCAGUGCUCCUAAGAAAAAGUUAUAGCUUUGUGGGUUUUUUCCCAGCUAAGUUAACAAUAGCAUUUCUGCAGUUGUUCGGUGCAUGUUCAAAAGAGUUUUGUAUUUUGUGGUGUUUAUUGAUUUGAUCUAUUUGUGCUCAGUAUGAUUGUUUGAUUUUCUUUCUAGAACUGAGCUACAGGGUCUUCUGCUUUCUGUUCCACAGACCUCUUGAAAUUGCACAUCUUUCUUUAUUAUGCAAUUUAGUGUCACUUGCCUGUUCAGAGACACAGCAGGACAGCAGUGAAAGUCAGUUUGUCAUUUUGUUAUACUGUGCACUUCCUUUCUCCCUGCUUAGUACAUGCCUUUAAAUAAAAGUUUAGACUAGCUCUGCUAUAGAGAUACCUGUCUCUGUUUGUUCACAGAUGCUUUGUAUUGGACAUACAGACAAAUUAUAAGUGGAAUUUUAUUCUCUUUUGUUUGCAACCUCUUUAGUUCUAUGUGGUUGAUAGUUUUUAGUAUGCACAGAAAUAAGCACGCAUGAAACAUAUGGAUCCAAGUGCUGACCUCAGUUACAUCACUGUAAAUCUGGACAGGAACUGUUAUCAUUCAGUUUUAUGCUGGUGCUAUUAAGAUAAAGAAAGGGAGUGAUUUAUUAGUGAUGAACGGAGCUUUUAUAGCCAUCUCAGUCCUGCACAAGUUUAUAAGGUUGUUUAAGUACCAAUACUCACAGAUUUAACUCCUUCUUUUAUUAUGUGUAAAAAUCUCUAAGGCAGGUCAUUCCUUGCAUAGUAGGCGAAUGGUAUGUAAGGGUGUAUUAAUUAAAAGUCCUGUAAUUUGAAGAAAUUACUUAUUGGAUUUUCUUUAUGUUCUCAGAGCUCUUGUGCAAUCCUUAAUUCAACUAGUUUAUUAUUUUUUAGGCAAUAUUUUUGUCUGAUAUGUAUCACAUUAAAUUAUUAUAUCCUCAGCUGGAAAUAGGACAGUGAACAUGUUUGUAAUUUUUCAGGUAUACAGACAUAUAAAUGUGUUGUGACACAUUUUCUGGAUGCCUCAAGAAAUUUUAACAUUUCAACAUUCGAAAAUGAGGGAGGGAGGCAUGAGGAAAACUUUUUUCAGGGGUUUUGAUUGUGAUUCAGAAUUAUCACUGCUGCUUGGUCUCUUCUUGUCUUUUCAUUCAUAGCUCAUUCUGUAUUUAUUCAAGCUGUACUGUAAGAG